AUGGGCGACAGUGACUGGGAAACAAAAAAUGUUCUUCGUGAGAUUGAAAGUUAUGGUCCAUCAUCUUCUAAUUACAACGGUGCUUCUGAAAGAAAAACGCGUAAAAUAAGCAAGGAUUUUGAACGGAAGCUGAACAAUGUAAAUUUGGAAAGAAGAGAGUAUCAGAGACAUGCAGCGCCUGUGCAGGAUUUAUCAGCUUCAACGAAACACGAGAUCAGUAAAGACGAUAUUAUCAAGUGGAAACAACAGGUAAUGACAGCAAGCAGGCCAUUGAACCAGUAUGCAGAAGGUCGAAAUCCGAAUUCUGAGAAUUUUUCAGCUUCUCGGUUUACAGAAAGACGACCAUAUUCGACAGAUUCUCAGCCUUCGCGACCACAGUAUGAAAUAAUGGGACCAAAAACAAUAUCUGGUGAGGACACUGUAUUCAGCGCCAAUAGUGCCCGACAAUCAUCAGUAGAAUCUGCACCAAUGAAGAAUGGAGCUGAAAAAAAAAUGGCAGUCAAAGAAAACGGGAUAAUAAAGAACGAUGGCAAAAGUGGAAUUUAUCACGCUCGAUACUGCGUGGUAAAGGAAGUUAAUGAGCAGCCAAAACCACCAACUCCACUAUCUAAUACCACAACUAAAGGACACGCUAGGGAUAUUCCGGACCCAAAGGACUAUAAAACGACUAUGAUUAACAACUGGAUCAAAAGGAAUGGAGCAGAGAACAUUCCGGAUGGAGACAAUGUAAGAUACAAAGUUAUUCCCAACGAAAUGGAGGAACAAAAGCGGAAGUACGAAGAACUUACUGGGCAGAUUGAACGGGAGCUUAUAAGUUCGCGACCAAAAUCACCAAUUGGUAUAUGUGGAAUUUGUGGUGGAGAACUAUAUGGAGGAUCGGACGUCGUUUGUGCCCUUGAAAAAUAUUUCCAUAACAGUUGUUUGGUUUGUGAUAUCUGUGACAGAAAGUUGAAGGGAAAAAAAUUUUACAAGGUAGGAAAAAAAUUCUUUUGUGAGGAAGAUUAUCUUUAUUCGGGAAUGCACGCGACUGCCGAAAGGUGUGCCACAUGCGCAGAACCUAUCAUCACUGAAAAGGAAACUUUGAAUAAAUCAAAUUUUAUUCAGACUUUACAUGCUUUCGGAAAGGCAUAUCACCCGCAAUGCUUUCGUUGUACAAAAUGCAAAAGAUGUUUGGAUAAUAUACCGUUUGCUGUCGACGAUCAGGGAAGAUUUUUUUGCACAAGAGACUAUCGUGAAAUAACUGCUCCGACCUGUGUUGCCUGUAAUCAACCAAUAUAUACUGACGACGGUUGCCAUUGUCAUUUGGACGAAAGUGGGAGCAAAAAGUGUUAUCCGUUAAAUGAUCAUCUGUUAUGUAAAAAUUGUUAUAUUCACUGGCAACGAACAGGCGGAACAAAACAUGUUAUAACCGAUUUAUAA
This is a messenger RNA of Enterobius vermicularis (human pinworm), 1419 nucleotides long. NCBI's taxonomy places the organism in Eukaryota, Metazoa, Nematoda, Chromadorea, Rhabditida, Oxyuridae. The record is from the annotation of a GenBank genome assembly.